Messenger RNA from Parasteatoda tepidariorum (common house spider), 1372 nucleotides. NCBI's taxonomy places the organism in Eukaryota, Metazoa, Arthropoda, Arachnida, Araneae, Theridiidae. The record is from RefSeq and is a predicted model, not a curated record.
AUGAAAUCUGCUAAUUUGAUAUGCUCACCACAUGGAGAUGAUAGGGAUGAUUCAGCACCGUCAGGAUUUCUGAGAGAUCACCUGGACGCUCCUGGAUUCUUUGCUGAGGACAGCAGUAGUAGUUCAUCUGAAACAGAUGGCUAUGAAAUGCUGGGAAUUGAUGGUGAGAUAGUGUGUGAGGAGUCACAUGUGACUUCUGAUGAUGAGAAUGACGCUACUGAUAGCGAUGAAAUGGAAGAACUCAGUGCUGAAAUACAGCAAUCUGAGUCAUCAACAACUGAUGAUGAGGAUGUUGAGAUGUUGAAUAGCGAUGACUUGGUUGAGUUGAGCUCUGAAAUGGAGAUGAAAGAGUCAUCUUCAUCUGAUGUUAUAGAUGUUGCUAUCGUGGAUAGCGAUGACUUAGUUGAGUUGAGCUCUGAAAUGGAGAUGAAAGAGUCAUCUUCAUCUGAUGUUGAAGAUAUUGCUAUUGUGGAUAGCGGAGAAAAGGGAGAAUUGAAUACUGAAGUAGAACCAAUGGAAUCAAACAUGAUUCUUGAUAAAGAAGAGGUUCUCAUGAAGGGUAGUGGUGGAAGUGACCAUUGGUACUUCGAGAUAGAUUUGAGAGAAAAGAAACUUCUGGCCAAAUCCAACAAAAUAAAGGAGUCAUUGAACAUUGUUGUUGGAUUACAGAGAUGCGGAGAUGUUUCUCGUUUGACGAAAAAUCUGGAGGAAAAAUUGGCUCAAAACCCAGAUUUUGCCGAGAAAAGAGAAAUGGCCAGAAAGAAAGAGAAGAAAGGUUUCCGCUACAUUCUGAGACGCCUAUUUUCUGGGUGUUUCACACGGAAAUAAACUGCGUGAACCCAAAAUUAAACAUACCACGAUUUAAGACGAUAUAUCCCGACUGUGACAUCUCCCGACUCUGUGACUCUAAACUUCGAUAUUACCCAAAUAAAGACUUACCUAAACUAGACAAAAGUUUCCGAAUAUGUGACUAUGAGAGUAUGAAGCAGCGACUGUAAAAGUACUGAAUGUAGACUCCGUUGCUCAAAUGUGAUAUUCUUAAAAUGGACUAUAUUGCCCAAUUGUGUGACUUUUAAAAUAGACUAUGCACAAUUGUGUGAUUUUUAAAUGGACAAUGCAUAAUUGGGUGAUUUUUUAAGAACACAUUUUCUGAUUUUGUGACUUUUUCUGACUGUGACAUUUCCCGAAUUAGACGACACGUCCUGAAAGUGAAUGGAAUAAGUAACUUUUCAAAGUUGCCAUUUUCUGACUCUAUGAUUUCUAAAUUAGGGAGUACAAAACUGUAUGACUCCUAAAAUACCAACUAUAUGACUACCGAAUUGCACCACCUUUGAUUGCGAAUUGUUCCUUUAUUUAUUAAAACUGAAUGUAU